Molecule: messenger RNA, 837 nt
Organism: Prunus persica (peach)
Lineage: Eukaryota; Viridiplantae; Streptophyta; Magnoliopsida; Rosales; Rosaceae
Exons: 1
Coding region: 1-837 (278 amino acids)
Source: RefSeq, a predicted model, not a curated record
AUGCGUACAGAAGACGUUGAGAAGCUUGUGAAUAACCGACUUCGAGACUUAAAAAUUGGCGGAAAUUUUGAAGACGCACUACGCAUUGAGGUAGACCAAGCAAACUCCUCACCUUUCACCGCCAAAAUCGAGCAGGCUGCUCCCCCAAAAAGAUUCUCAACGCCCUCUUUCACAUGCUUCAAAGGCGAUUCCGACCCUGAAAGUCAUCUGAAGCAUUUCAAGAGCCUUAUGAUCCUUUACAAAGCCGAAGACGCGCUAAUGUGUAAGGUGUUUGCAAUGACUUUGCGAGGAGCAGCUCAAGAUUGGUUCCAUACCCUGCUAUCCGGGUCGAUCAACAGCUUCAAGGAGCUUACUUACGUCUUCACUAAAGAAUACACUUCUUAUCGGACGAUCAAGAAGAACCCUGACCAUCUGUUCAACCUGCGCAAGAAGCCUGAGGAAUCCCUUCGAGAUUACAUCAAGAGGUUCAAAGCAGAAAAGGCCAACAUCGUAGGGUGCGAUGACCAAAUCGCAUCCUCUGCAUUCAAGAAAGGUCUUCCAGCAGAACAUGACCUAUACCGCGAGCUGACUAUCACUCCCAGCCAGACUCUGGCAGAGGUCUUCGCGACCGCAGAACGCUACGCACUCUGGGAUGACGAUCGAAUCGCCGCGAAGAAGUCCACUGAGCAGGAAGAUCGACCGGCCAAACGGGCAGAACAAAGAGGCGACAGGCUUGGCAGCAGGGACAAAGACAAAGGCAGGUCACGCCCACAAAGAGAGGCCACGACGAAAGAGAACUACACCAAGUUCUCUAUCCCCAUACAUCAAAUUCUAGCCCAAGUGAAGAACAAACCUUAG